AUGUCGACGGUUAAUGUCUUGAGGUACUCUGCGUUGGGUUUGGGACUGUUUUUUGGUUUUAGAAACGAUAUGAUUUUGAAGUGUAACGCUAAGAAGAAAGAGGAACAAGCACAAUACGAUGAAAAAUUGAAGUUAGUAGAGGAAGCAAAGAAGGAAUACGCCAAGUUGCAGCCUGCAGCAACUCUUAAGGACACACCUGCUACUACUGCGGUCAAUUUGGAAGAUCCUAACAUUGAUUUCGAAAAAGUUAUUCUUAACGCCGUUGAUUCCUUGAAAGAAACUUCCACAUGA
Molecule: messenger RNA, 291 nt
Organism: Saccharomyces eubayanus
Lineage: Eukaryota; Fungi; Ascomycota; Saccharomycetes; Saccharomycetales; Saccharomycetaceae
Gene: TIM11
Product: F1F0 ATP synthase subunit e
Exons: 1
Coding region: 1-291 (96 amino acids)
Biological process (GO): proton motive force-driven ATP synthesis
Molecular function (GO): proton transmembrane transporter activity
Source: RefSeq, a predicted model, not a curated record